AAAGUUGCCUUUCACAUGCUAAUUCGGGGUUAUAAAUACAGCCGAGGAGCAGCGGAGCAGCAAAGAGCCCAUCUGGAAAGGGAGCGAGCCACUGCCCGAGCGCCUCCUUCCCGUCCCGUCCCGUCCCGUCCCGUCCCGUCCCGUCCCGUCCCGUCCUGUCCUGCCGGAGCCGGGCCGGCUGCCUGCAUUAGGAUGACGGCCGCGGCCACCGCCGGCACGCACAAGGUCGCCAGCACCAAGGAGGAGAGGAAGUUAAGGAAACCCCUCAUUGAGCGGAAGCGAAGGGAAAGGAUUAAUAACUGCUUAGACCAGCUAAAGGAGACUGUUGUGGGUGCAUUUCACCUGGAUCAGUCUAAACUGGAAAAAGCAGACAUCCUGGAAAUGACCGUGAAGCACCUCCAGAACAUCCAGAGCAGCAAGAUGAUGGCUGACUCCAAAGUGGGUCUGGAAGCCCAGCAGAGGUACAGCACUGGGUACAUCCAGUGCAUGCACGAGGUGCACAACCUCCUGCUCACCUGCGAGUGGAUGGACAAGACCCUCGGGGCACGCCUCUUAAACCACCUGCUGAAAUCCUUGCCCAGGUCUGGUGAAGACACCUGCAAAGCAGCACUGAGGUCUUUGAGCCCGGCUCAGCAGCCUCUCUUGACACAGAAAAGUCCCCUGAGCCCUAAGGGCAGCACUCGAGGGACAAACCCAUCACAGGAGCGCCUGUACCCUGCGGAGAACAAGCAAGCUUCCAAAAAUUCUUUCCAGCUGCCCUUGCUGUCAGUUUUCAACCAGGUUGAUGCUGCACCUCCCAGACAGGUUCUGCAGCCGAAUUUUUCCCAUAACAACCCUAGAAUGGGGUCAUUAGAUAUGUGGAGACCAUGGUAAAGUGUGUUUUCAAUUUUUGUCCUAACCUUAGACACUCUUAAGUAUGUAUCUUAUAGAUAUGUUUCUUUAAAACACUUGUGGAGCAAAUCUGUUCCUGUAGGUGUACUAAAGACCAGGGUACUUCAAGCAGAAGUAAACCUAUGUGUAGCCUGCAUUGUAGAAGGCUGCUAUUAUUUUUUAUUUAUUUAAUACAUCUAAAUUAUUGUAUAGAAUCUUCUCAUGCUCUUUAGUGUAUAAUAAUUAAAUCGUUUUCUUGUCUUACAUUCUAAAAUAAUUAACUUUCUAUUAAUAAAAAUACAAGACAACAAGCAGCAACCCUCUCUGGCAUCAAAUUUACCUUUCAGAU
Messenger RNA from Corvus hawaiiensis (hawaiian crow), 1219 nucleotides. Its product is annotated as transcription cofactor HES-6-like. The record is from RefSeq and is a predicted model, not a curated record. Gene Ontology annotation, molecular function: DNA-binding transcription factor activity, RNA polymerase II-specific; RNA polymerase II cis-regulatory region sequence-specific DNA binding; protein dimerization activity. The transcript is spliced from 4 exons. Bases 16 to 873 code for a protein of 285 amino acids. Lineage: Eukaryota; Metazoa; Chordata; Aves; Passeriformes; Corvidae. Gene Ontology annotation, cellular component: nucleus. Gene Ontology annotation, biological process: anterior/posterior pattern specification; regulation of neurogenesis; regulation of transcription by RNA polymerase II.